Conger conger (European conger) is the source of this 3558-nucleotide messenger RNA. RefSeq names its product adenylate cyclase 2a (gene adcy2a). Gene Ontology annotation, biological process: adenylate cyclase-inhibiting G protein-coupled receptor signaling pathway; intracellular signal transduction; cAMP biosynthetic process. NCBI's taxonomy places the organism in Eukaryota, Metazoa, Chordata, Actinopteri, Anguilliformes, Congridae. The record is from RefSeq and is a predicted model, not a curated record. Gene Ontology annotation, molecular function: adenylate cyclase activity. The transcript has 25 exons. Gene Ontology annotation, cellular component: plasma membrane. Bases 15 to 3293 code for a protein of 1092 amino acids.
CCCCUCCUGUCUCCAUGUGGAGCGCGGCCAUGCGGAGGAGACGUUACCUGGUGGAGAGGGCUGAGAGCGGCACGGCCAAGCAGAGGUCCACAGACUGGCUGUACCAGUCCUACUACUGCAUGAGCCAGCAGCACCCUCUCAUCGUGUUCCUGCUGCUCAUAGUGAUGGGAGCCUGCCUGGCUCUGCUGGCCGUGUUCUUUGCUUCUGGGCUGGAUAUUGAGGACCACAUUGCGUUCAUAAUCACAGUUCCCACAGCUUUGGCAAUUUUCCUCACCAUCUUCGUCUUCGUGUGCAUGGAGUCGGUCUUCAAGAAGCUGCUACAUGUUUUUUCCUUAGUGAUCUGGGCCUGCCUCCUCGCCAUGGGUUACCUCUUCAUGUUUUUUGGGGGCAUUAUCUGUCCAUGGGACCAGGUGUCCUUCUUCCUGUUCAUUAUUUUUGUGGUCUACACCAUGCUGCCCUUCUGCAUGCGUGACGCCAUCAUCGCCAGCGUGCUGACCUCUUCCUCACACACUGUCGUCCUCAGCGUCUGUCUGUCCACCACCACAGACAACAUGGAGCCCCUGAUAUGGCAGAUCUUGGCCAAUAUUAUCAUCUUCAUUUGUGGAAACAUGGCUGGGGCUUAUCACAAACACCUAAUGGAGCUUGCAGUGAAGCAGACCUACCAGGACACCUGCAACUGCAUUAAGUCACCUAUCAAGCUGGAGUUUGAGAAACGGCAGCAGGAACGUUUGUUGUUGUCACUGCUCCCGGCUCACAUUGCCAGAGUGAUGAAAGCUGAAAUCAUUCAGAGGCUGCAGGGCCCGAAAUUUGGUCAGGUGGAGAACACAAACAACUUCCACAAUCUGUAUGUACAAAGGCACACCAAUGUCAGUAUCCUGUAUGCAGACAUUGUGGGAUUCACACGUCUUGCCACUGACUGCUCCCCCGGGGAACUGGUGCAUAUGCUCAAUGAGCUCUUUGGCAAAUUUGAUCAGAUUGCAAAGGAAAAUGAGUGUAUGCGGAUCAAGAUUCUUGGCGACUGUUAUUACUGCGUAUCAGGCCUGCCAGAGUCCCUGCCGAACCACGCAAAGAACUGUGUGAAAAUGGGUCUGGACAUGUGUGAGGCCAUAAAGAAGGUGAGGGAUGCCACUGGAGUAGACAUUAAUAUGCGAGUUGGAGUGCACUCAGGAAAUGUCCUCUGUGGAGUUAUUGGUCUUCAGAAAUGGCAAUAUGAUGUUUGGUCACACGAUGUUACAUUAGCCAAUCACAUGGAGGCUGGUGGUGUACCUGGGCGGGUCCACAUCACCUCUGUGACGCUGGAACAUCUGAAAGGGGCAUACAAGGUGGAGGAUGGGGACGGGCAGGAACGCGAUCCCUAUCUGAAGCUGCACGGGGUGAUCACCUACCUCGUCAUCAACCCGAAGGCAGACAGACGUAGCCCACAGCACCACUACCGGCCCCGGCACACGCUGGACGGGGCUAAAAUGAGGGCGUCGGUGAGGAUGACCCGCUACCUGGAGUCCUGGGGAGCAGCAAAGCCCUUCGCCAAUCUGCACCACAGGGACAGCAUGACCACUGAGAACGGCAAGAUCAACACUGCUGAUGUUCCAAUGGGGCAGUAUCAUUUCCCCAGGCGCUCAGAGAGAACAAAAUCCCAGAAGAGGAAAUUUGAGGAAGAAUUAAAUGAGAGGAUGAUUCGUACCAUUGAUGGAAUUAACUCCCAGAAACAGUGGCUGAAAUCUGAAGAUAUUCAAAGGAUUUCAUUGUUUUUUCACAAUAAGUCCCUGGAGAAGGAGUACAGAGCAACAACCUUACCUGCUUUCAAAUAUUACAUCACCUGUGCCUGCCUGAUAUUCUUCUGCAUCUUCAUAGUGCAGAUCCUCGUCCUGCCAAAGACUCUGGUCUUGGGAAUAUCCUUUGGGGCUUCAUUCCUUCUGUUGUUUCUGAUCCUGCUUAUCUGCUUUGCUGGACACCUGUUGAAGUGCAGCAAAUCGGCCUCCACAUCCUGGCUCUGGAUCCUCAGAUCAUCUGGAAUUAUCGCCAACAAGCCCUGGCCACGGAUCACCCUCACCAUGACAACCACUGCUCUUAUAUUAGUAAUGGCUGUAUUCAAUAUGUUCUUCUUAGAGGACCAACUUAAUUCAUCCGUCACUCUUUCUAAUUCAUCCAAUGAAACAAUAUAUUAUUACAAUGGUCAACCCAUACAACAAAUGGAGAAAAACAAUUUCUACCUUCCCUACUUCAUUUACAGCUGUAUCCUGGGUUUGGUGUCGUGCUCGGUCUUCCUGCGGAUUAACUAUGAGCUGAAGAUGGUCAUCAUGCUGGUAGCUGUGGUGGGCUACAAUGCUAUCAUUCUGCAGACACACGCCGCCCUGCUGGACGAGUACAGUAAAUUCCUCUAUAAGGCAGAGGCUCUGGAGAGGCCAGGUGUACUGAAAGACCCGAAAACUAUGGGCUCUGUCUCUCUCUUCAUAUUCUUCAUCACACUGCUCGUUCUGGCCAGACAGAAUGAAUAUUACUGUAGGUUAGACUUCCUGUGGAAGAACAAGUUUAAGAAAGAAUGUGAGGAAAUAGAGACCAUGGAGAACCUGAACCGUGUGCUUCUGGAGAACGUCUUGCCCGCACACGUGGCCGAGCAUUUUCUGGCCCGCAACUGGAAAAAUGAGGAUCUGUACCACCAGUCAUAUGAUCUGGUCUGUGUAAUGUUUGCCUCCAUACCGGAUUUCAAAGAAUUCUAUACGGAGUCAGAUGUCAACAAAGAGGGUUUGGAGUGCCUCCGGCUACUCAAUGAGAUCAUUGCAGAUUUCGAUGAGCUUCUCUCCAAGCCCAAGUUUAGUGGAGUGGAGAAGAUAAAGACGAUUGGCAGCACCUACAUGGCAGCCACAGGCCUUAAUGCAACACCUGGGCCUGAGUACACACAGGAGCACGACAGACAGUACAUGCACAUUGGCACUAUGGUGGAGUUUGCCUUUGCGCUGGUUGGAAAGCUCGAUGUUAUAAAUAAACAUUCCUUCAAUGACUUCAAACUCCGGGUUGGUAUCAACUAUGGUCCAGUGAUCGCUGGGGUGAUUGGAGCACAGAAACCCCAGUAUGACAUCUGGGGGAACACGGUGAACGUGGCCAGCAGGAUGGACAGCACCGGGGUGCUGGGCAAAAUACAGGUCACGGAGGAAACAAGUCGGGUCUUAGUGACGCUGGGUUACUUGUGCUCCUGCAGAGGGAUUAUCAAUGUAAAGGGAAAAGGAGAACUCAAGACCUAUUUUGUUCACACAGAGAUGACACGCUCUCUCUCCCAAGGAAACGUAAUGGCAUAAAGCACCCUGCGGGUGAAGAGCACUGGGGCUGAAGACAAACUCCCGCACGUGUACAUAGGUCCGCCUCGUCUUUAGAUGCACAGACUCUGGGGUGUAUGAGCGCCACCGUUUCUCCAGUAUCUCAUAAGCAGGAUCGUGUGCUGAGUACGGUAUUUAAGUGCAGUAGGAGACUUUUUUUUUUUUAAAUAAAAAAGAAAGUGUUUUGAUGUUUUAAUGCCAUCGUUUUUGUAAAACUUAUUCAUUAAAAGUUUAUAUGUAUUUCAAA